AUGGCGUCUCUUCACUCCAUGGUCGUUGCUCCUUCAUUCGAACCCUUUACCAUUCCUAGAGCUCCUUUCAAAACUUCCCCUUCUUUUCUAUCUCUUCUACUUUCUCCAUCUUCUACCUCGUCCUUCAAUUUCAAAACCCCCAAUCUCUGUUGCUUCUCUACUCCACAAGAAUCGCUCAUUCCGUUAAGGUUAAGGCUCAAGAAUCUGAAGUCAGUGUUUGCUGUGGACGCCUUUACUCAAUUCAAACAUUUGCUUCUGCCCAUCACUGACAGAAAUCCAUAUCUCUCAGAGGGAACAAGACAGGCUGCUGCAACUACUGCUGCUUUGGCAAAAAAGUAUGGAGCAGACAUAACAGUUGUAGUUAUUGAUGACAAGUCAAAAGAGUCGCAUCCUGAGCAUGAAACACAGUUGGGCAGCAUUCGCUGGCAUUUAUCUGAAGGUGGGUUUCAGGAAUUUAAAUUGCUAGAGAAACUCGGGGAAGGAAGUAAACCUACAGCCAUAAUUGGUGAAGUUGCUGAUGAUCUGAGUUUAGAUUUGGUUGUUUUAAGCAUGGAAGCAAUACAUUCCAAGCAUGUUGAUGCAAAUCUCCUGGCAGAGUUUAUUCCCUGCCCCGUCUUACUAUUGCCCUUGUAAGAUAGCUGAAUUUGACGACCCUUCUCAAAGUGCCUCUGGUAAUCU
Chenopodium quinoa (quinoa) is the source of this 678-nucleotide messenger RNA. RefSeq lists its product as uncharacterized. The record is from RefSeq and is a predicted model, not a curated record. The transcript has 5 exons. Bases 1 to 633 code for a protein of 210 amino acids. NCBI's taxonomy places the organism in Eukaryota, Viridiplantae, Streptophyta, Magnoliopsida, Caryophyllales, Amaranthaceae.